ACAAGGAGGAGAAAAGCAGACAGACAACGUGGAGGCUGUACCCAAGGAAGUAAGAAAAAGUUUUGUCUCUAGGAUUGUGCUUGGAAUAUGCUACAAAAAUGUCAGAGAUAAAGAAGAAAACCACUAGAGUUUCUCUGACCAUCAGUUCCCCAGUUAAUGAAACCUCCAACAUCAGAUCAAGUUAUUCUACCUUAGUUCAACCAUUGUGUAUUGACCCCCAGAGGAUGCAGAGUCCCUGCAGCAGCCUGUCAGGAUCCACUUGCACUGCAGCCCCUGUGUUUACCCAGCAUCUUCAAGACAUCUCUACAACCAGAGGUCAAUUUGUCGUAUUUGAAUGCCGAGUCCAGGCCACAGCCGCAGUUCAAGUUCACUGGUACAGAGAGAAAGAGGAGAUAGCAGACUCAGAUGACUUCCGGAUUCUGAGGAAAAAAACUUGUUUAUCAUCCAUCCCCGAGGAAGUCUGUACCUUGAUUAUCACAGAAGCAUUUCCUAAAGACUCUGGGGAUUUCCAGUGUAUUGCAGAAAACGAGGCUGGGACUGCGGUCUCCACAGCAAGACUCUUUGUUUCCCCAGCAGGAAAAGAAGUGGAGAAAUCAGAGAUUUCUCCAAAGUUACCCACGUGGAAAUUUUCUCCAAAACUGGCCUCCUUUCCCUGGAGAAGUGACAGCUACACAAAGGACAAAAGUCCAGACAAUACCCCAAUAAACCUUAUGCCAACAAUUCCUGAACCAGCCAGUCACACCGAACAUGAUAUCCAGGCUCCAAAGGAGGAUUUCUACACCAUCAGUGAAAAUUCCUCUGAGCUACAACCACAAUGGAUAAGUAUACCUCCAACAAGCGCCUAUGACUAA
Molecule: messenger RNA, 851 nt
Organism: Equus quagga
Lineage: Eukaryota; Metazoa; Chordata; Mammalia; Perissodactyla; Equidae
Product: palladin-like
Exons: 9
Coding region: 99-851 (250 amino acids)
Source: RefSeq, a predicted model, not a curated record